UGCGUCUAGGAUUGUUUGUAGUGCAUAACUUCCAAAGAAUAACUUUCAAAUCAAAUGAAAGAUAAAGUGCUUAAAAACAAGGAAUGUUUCCAUCAAAGAAGAGUGUCAUCUCUGCUGGAUGAUCAUCGUGAAAAGCAUCGCGCUGGUGGUGACGGCGGCGGUCUUCUUCGCCGGCAUCGUGGCCCUCGGCCUGUUCGCGAGCCAGUGGGCGGACGGCGGCUUCUCGUGGCCCGUGGAGCAAAGCAGGGCCAUCACGGACGAAUUCAUCAACAGCGAGGUCAACCCUGAAAAUAUCAGAAACAACCUUAGGCAUUUGACUUCUCGGCCUCACCUGGGUGGAACUGAGGCCGAGUGGGAGAACGCGCGGUGGGUCGCCGACGUCUGGAGAGAGCAGGGCCUCGACGACGUUCAUCUGGUGCCUUACGAUGUCCUGCUCUCUUACCCGAAGAAUGAUACGCCCAAUUUGGUCCGGAUCGUGAAUUCAGUCGGCGAGGAGAUCUGGGCGUCCCACGGAUGGCAGAAGCCGAUUUAUGCUCCCGAGGAAUCGUCUUCAGAAGUCCUUCCUAAUUUCAACGCCUUUUCUGCCCCAGGAAAUAUCACGGGAGAUGUGGUGUAUGCACAUUUCGGCCGUGACCAAGACUUCAAAAAAUUGGAGGAACUUGGUAUCGAUGUCAAAGGAAAGAUAGUCUUGGCUCGGUAUGGUGAGGUCUUCAGGGCCAACAUCGCAUCGACGGCGGAGAGCCAGGGGGCCGCCGGGGUCUUGCUCUACAGCGACCCCCAGCAGUACGCCCCCUUUGGUGAGGACGCCGUAUACGCAGACACCGUAUACAUGCCUGGCUCCGCUGUGCCGGCCGGGACAGUGUAUCUGAAGGACGGCGAUCCUCUCACACCUUUUUAUCCCUCAGUUGAGAGCGCCUACAGGUUACCCGAAGAAGAGGCCAGCCUUCCCAAAAUUCCCAUCCAGCCAAUUAGCUACGACGACGCCAGAGAGAUCCUCGGUCGCAUGAAUGGACCCGAGGCGCCAGAGGAGUGGCAAGGCGGACUGAAUAUCACGUACCGUCUCGGACCGGGUUUCCAAGAGGCGGGCUGGGAAGUCCACCUCGAAGUGCAUACACACAACGUCCGCACAACCACUUACAACGUCGUGGCUACCAUCAGGGGGAGCGAGGAGCCAGACAGAUACGUGAUACUCGGAAACCAUCGUGAUGCCUGGGUGUUUGGCGGGAUAGACCCCUCGUCGGGCACGGCUGCCUUGCUGGAGGUGACGCGUGUGCUGGCCAGCCUCAAGAACGAGACAGGCUGGAAACCUCGUCGGUCCCUGGUGGUGUGCUCGUGGGGAUCCGAGGAAUACGGCCUCAUAGGGUCCCAGGAGUGGUCGGAGCAGUUCGGAAAACAGCUGAUGGACAGGGCAGUGGCUUACCUCAAUGUUGAUAUGGCCAUUGAAGGGAACUACACUUUACGUACGAAAGGCGUUCCUUUGUUAUAUGGUCCCGUGUUCGAGGCGGCAGCAAAGGUGCCCAACCCCGACCCGUCUGAGGUGCAGGCUGGGAGGACGACCGUGUACGACACUUGGGCGGCUCGACAGCCCGACGACGACCACCCUGGACGUCCUAGAGUGACUAACGUCGGUUCGGGUAGUGACUACAAGCCCUUCUUGCACAACCUGGGAGUUCCUGCGCUUGACAUCCGCUACACCCACGAGCCUGAAAUGUACGCUGAAUUCUUGUAUCAUACGCUGUACGAGACCUUCGCAUUAGUAGACGAGUUGUAUGACAUCGGGUUUAAUUUCCACGCAGCCAUGGCCAAGUUGUGGGCGAUUAUGGCCGUGGAUAUCGCCGAUGCUCUGUUGAUUCCUUUUAGCGUGAUGGAGUACAGCAACUUCCUGACGAAGGGACAACAGGAGCUGCUACAGGAUUAUGGUGAACUCAUCUCCUCUAGGAAUAUUACUAUGGAGUAUUUCGAGGCCUCAGUCACUGGUUUUUCACAAGCAACUCAGAAAUUCCUAGAUGAUUUAGACCUUCUGGAUACCACGAACGCUCUGGCUGUACGCCGUGUCAAUGACCAGCUGAUGAUGGUGGAGCGGUCUUUCAUCGACCCUCGAGGGCUUCUGGGCCGACCAGACCACAAUCACGUGAUCUUGGCGCCCAGCACCAGUAACAGUUACUCGGGAACCGCCUUUUCCGGCUUGACGGACCCUCUGGAGGGGAUCCAAGACCUGGAUCCUAUCCAGCAGGAGGCGCGAUGGACCCAGUUCUCGCAGAAUUUGGCCAUCAUCACCCACUUCAUCAAUACGGCAUCUAAGGUCCUUUCAGACGAUCUAUGGUAGAGUGGUCUUCCAUGCGGUAUUUCACCAGUUUAAUGAAGAUAUAAAUAUAUGAGCUUUUAGGUUAUAAGAUAUCCCAGGGGAGAGACGCGUUAGAUUAUGAAAAGCUGAAGAAAACACCAAACUAUA
Molecule: messenger RNA, 2452 nt
Organism: Penaeus indicus
Lineage: Eukaryota; Metazoa; Arthropoda; Malacostraca; Decapoda; Penaeidae
Product: putative N-acetylated-alpha-linked acidic dipeptidase
Exons: 19
Coding region: 119-2326 (735 amino acids)
Molecular function (GO): carboxypeptidase activity
Source: RefSeq, a predicted model, not a curated record